Messenger RNA from Diospyros lotus (date-plum), 1572 nucleotides. RefSeq names its product cell differentiation protein rcd1-like. Bases 120 to 1136 code for a protein of 338 amino acids. Lineage: Eukaryota; Viridiplantae; Streptophyta; Magnoliopsida; Ericales; Ebenaceae. The record is from RefSeq and is a predicted model, not a curated record. The transcript is spliced from 11 exons. Gene Ontology annotation, cellular component: CCR4-NOT core complex; CCR4-NOT complex; P-body. Gene Ontology annotation, biological process: negative regulation of translation; mRNA catabolic process.
UCGAAGCUACGAGUUCACAUCAACCGCCGUUCUUCUCAUCCGCUGUUUCCCGCCAAAACGCCUCUCUCUCUCUCUCUCCCCCUCUCAAGAUCAGGACCAGAGGAAUUGAAUAAGCAACAAUGGAGGACGAAGAAAUUCGCAACCCACAAGAAGAGCCUUGGGAAGAAAGAACCCUCAACCUUCUCCAUCACUCCAAGAUCGACCAAGAUUUUGCGAGAACCAAAGCUCUGAAAAGUGGAAAAAAGAAGCACAAAGUGCGGCGGUUGAUGAAGAGGCCAAUGGCGAUCCCAGAAGUGAUCGUCAACCUGCAAGAUCAAACCCUCAGAGAAUCCGCUCUCCGUUCUCUCAGUACAUUCCUUCUUGAGAAAAGAGAAGAAGAUAUGGCGAAUUACCACAGGACCGGGUUCUUCUUGUAUCAUUCUUGCAGCACCAUGGCCAUUCUGCUACAGGAAGUUUUGGCAUUUUUUCACUUUUUGGCAGAUGGAAAUUUGACUAUUAGAGCAUCUAAGCGCGUUGUUAAUGUUCUCACCCUGUUUCAGUGUAUUGCAGCAAACAAAGAAACAAGAUUAAAAUUUGUUAAGUCUUGUGUGCCCAAUUUCGUGAUACCGCUGAUACUGUCUGAAAACCAGUUGGAAUAUUAUCAAAAUGUCCAAGCUGUCGCCCUGUCUGUGAUUGGCAUCCUCUGCCAGGGUAGAGAACCCACAGUCAUCCAAUGGGCUCUCGAGAGCCAUAUGGUGGAAGUAUGUCAGAUCAGCAUCAAGAAUGGAAGCGAACUCUCCAAAGUGAUUGGAAUGCACAUUCUUGAAGCCAUUCUUCAAGUUGACUCAGGGCUAUCUUAUGUAUGUAGUCCAACUUGUCAUGAUCUAUUGAAGAAAUUGAUGAAGACGUUUUUUCAUCUGGUUACUUGUUUGGCUGUGGACCAAGAUUUCUCUCCCCGCCUCCUAUUUCAUAUCAUUCGCUGCUAUAUUCUCCUGUGUAACCAUGUUAGGGGCUGUAACGUUGUAAUGGAGAAUCUUCCUCACAGCAUGACCGACGAUUCUUUCAGCGAACUCACUCUGGAGUUCCCCUUAAUUGGAAGGCUGCGACAACAACUGCUCCUGAGUGUUUGUGAAGUCGACAAAUGCUGCCGGGAUUAAACAACUCGAGCCUUUAUUAGACACGUUCUACAUCCCCGUCUUCUGGUCAUUAAGGGAGUUUUCUGGAAGAAGAAAGGAAGGUGAAGUUGCUUGCUCAUCUCAUUUGGUGCUGCUUCUGUGAUCCUAGUCAGUAGAGCUUCCUUCAUGCAAACUCUUGUAGUAGUUGGUAUUACUGUUGAUAGAUAGAAGAGUAGUAGCUAUUGGAAGAACUUUUUUGCUUUGGGAUUCAGCUGAGCUCUCUGUUAUGAAAUCUCUUCUGCUGCAUAGUUGAUCUUAAGAAAUGGAUUCUGAACAUCUGAAUGGCUUAAAACACAAAUCUGACUCGUAUUCCAACCACUAGUAAUUAUUUUUAUACAAAUCAAAUUCGAAGCACGCAUGCAUAAAUAUUCAGGUAAAUUCUAAUUAUGUACAUUUUAAUUUGCAAAUCGGUAUUAUU